AUGGAGCCCGCGUCCCAGUUUAGAACGGUCCAAAACAGACCUGAGACAGCGGGAGGCCAUCAGUGGAGAGUCUCUCUGUGGGGUCGCCCAGUGGGAGAGGCCAGAGGACAGGGGGGGGGGGCAUAUGGAGAACAGCGCCCGGGUGCCCCUGACCAGCUGUGCUCCCCUCCACAUCUCGGUGUAGGGUUGGCAAAUGGCACUGGCUCUGAAGGGAAAGGGCCCGUGCACACGAUCCAUCACCAGUGCCAGGCCUCAGUCCACAUGAGCCCACAUCCAAAGUCUUUCUGUGGGGCUGGAGGGGACAGAGGAGGCUUUGGAUGUCUGCGGACAAUGGGACAAUAG
This is a messenger RNA of Knipowitschia caucasica, 342 nucleotides long. The record is from the annotation of a GenBank genome assembly. NCBI's taxonomy places the organism in Eukaryota, Metazoa, Chordata, Actinopteri, Gobiiformes, Gobiidae.